Molecule: messenger RNA, 345 nt
Organism: Aspergillus calidoustus
Lineage: Eukaryota; Fungi; Ascomycota; Eurotiomycetes; Eurotiales; Aspergillaceae
Source: the annotation of a GenBank genome assembly
AUGUCUAGCGACGACUCCUUCCAACUAUACGACCUUCGCGUCGAGAUGAUCUGUCCCGAGGGGAAGCGCAUACUUUGCGGGGCAAAGGAGGGCGACUACUUUACGUUGAAGGGCGAGAUGAUGCAUCUUCCACCGGGUCAAGGAAUCAGUAUUUAUAGUUUGGCGGCUGUCCUCCCCUUGUUGGCUGCGAAACAACGCAUGACCCACGAACACGACUGGAUGACGACGGAUUCAACUAUUGCUUGCCCUGAUCCGAACUGUCCAUCGCAAUUGAAGAUUUCAAGGACGGGAAUUACGACUUUUAAACACUCGGACACGACGGUGGUGCCUCUGGGAUCGACGUGA